Messenger RNA from Coregonus clupeaformis (lake whitefish), 3695 nucleotides. Its product is annotated as 7SK snRNA methylphosphate capping enzyme. The record is from RefSeq and is a predicted model, not a curated record. Gene Ontology annotation, biological process: snRNA modification. Lineage: Eukaryota; Metazoa; Chordata; Actinopteri; Salmoniformes; Salmonidae. Gene Ontology annotation, molecular function: O-methyltransferase activity; snRNA binding; RNA methyltransferase activity. The coding region runs from base 870 to 3137 and encodes 755 amino acids. The transcript has 6 exons.
UCAGCGAUAAAUAGCUAAGCUCAAGCAGUUGCAGAAACGUUUCAGAGUUUAGAGAGAGAACGCAGUAGCUUACAUACAUAUAUAUACACACACACACACACAGAUAGCUGAUCAGACAGGACGACAUUUUUUAAAUGAUUUGACACAAUUGAUAUUUUUUUUUUCGGAAAGGGUCUCUUGUAGGUGUUAUGAUUUCGAUCCGUUUGUGUACUUUAAUAGGAAGUGCAUGAGGUCAGGUUUACUCGCUGUAGGAAAACGUUAGGAAACCUCUCGCUAAGUCAGUUAAUGGGUGGAUUUUUGUUGUCUUUUUUAAAGCGUUCAGUGUCUCUCUCGGGGGAGGGAGCCGCCGUGGAGAGAGAAGGCGGGGAGAGAGAGCAGCUUCGGUCGGGGAGGGCAGUGUGUGUGUGUGUAUGAGGGGGAUGGCCGUUCGGCUGUCACUCACUGUGCGUGGCUGAGCGCUUUUCCACGCAGCUGGCGCUCCUGCUGAGUUAUUCAUGAGAUUGAGUGACGACUGAAUCCGAGGGGCGUGUUUAUGCACAUUAGGUGUUAUAUUUCAAUACGCGGGAGGCGGAGCCCCGCACGGCACGUACAGGGGGAGUGUGGCGUUAAGAGAACUCGCAAAGCUCCCACUCACUCACACACACCGCUCACAGAGCUUGGCCUGUUAGAUAGUUUGGCUGUGCACCUUAUCUCUGUCUAGGCGUGAGAGCAGCGUGAGUAGAGACUGACAUUCAGAGAGAGAGAAUGAUACACCGCUCAGCUUAACUGACUGACUGCCUGAGAGAGUUGUGAGACCACAGGAGGAAGAGACAUUCUGCGGAAUCGAUGCCAUUGGCCGAGGUGCCUGAGGCCCCUCCCACAGGAAAAAUAUGAUCAGGAUGUCAUUGGAAAAAGAGACUGUUCUACCGCGUGAUGGGCGGGGCGACGCUGCUGUCCCAGAAGGCCCUGCGUCAGGAGGAGAGGGGGGAGUGGACAGGGUGGGUGGGAUAAUGAUGGCCCCUCACCCUCCCUGUCUGGGACCAACCGGAUUCACCGGCAGCGUGGUUCUAACGGAACAGCCACACCCCCACGGCCCCAAACCAAGAAGUACACACCCCCUAAAGACCAAAAACGGCCUUCAGCCCCCCCCCAACAACCCCCAGGUCUUGCCUCCAGGACAGCAGCGAAUGGGGAAGAGGCGCUACUCCCUGGGCGGCAGCUUCAAGCACCCGGGCUUCGGGAAGCGUCGUCGUCGUGCCAACAGUGACAGUCAAUCAGACCCCGUCCUUCCCUCCAACUUCCUGUUGGGCGGGAACAUCUUCGACCCGCUGAACCUCAACUCUCUAUUGGACGAGGAUGUGAGCCGCGCGCUGAACGCCGAGACGCCCAAGUCCUCGCCCCUACCGGCCCGGGCCAGAGACCCUGUAGAGAUCCUGGUACCGCGUGACAUCACAGACCCCCUGAACCUGAAGAGUGGGGGAGGAGAAGGGGAAGAGGGGGGAGGGGUGCUGGUCUCCCCCAUCAAAAACAGGAAGAGACACCGCAACCGUCACCACGGGGGAGGAGGAGGGGGGGCGCAGCCCGAACCCCCCACACAUGCUGAGGGGUCAAAGGUAGAAGCUGGGGGUGAUUCAGGGACAGGAGGUGAGGUGUUAGCUCUAGCGUCUGUGCCUCUGUUCCCUGUUAGUGGUGCGUUAGCUGCAGUACCGGAGGCUUCCAGAGAGGGCAGUGUAGUGCCACAGUCUCCUCUGCCCUACGAACUCAACACCUCCAUCAACUGUCGGGACGAGGUAGUCCCGCCCAUUCUGCCCCGGAGACACACACACCCGCCGCUUGGAUCUGCCUCUAAACCCCGUCCCCAUGGCGACGGCGGCCAUCGGCAGCGUAAACGGAGGCGUACCACCUCGAUGAGGUCGGACCAUUCGUCGGUCACUCCAACCCCCGCCCUCGCCACUGCCCCACCCAACACCUUCCACACCCCGCUGGUGCCAGGGUCAGGCCUCAGAGGUCAGAGGUCAGGGUCAGCGGUGGGAGGUCAGCAGCAGCCCCAGAGCUCCUUCCGCCACAAUCCCCAGAAGAAGAAAAACCGGUUCCAGCACGGCAACUACAGCCGUUACUAUGGCUUCCACGGUUACUACGGUUACCGUGACGGGCAGGUGGGGCGGUUCCAGGACCCUCGUCUGGGCCUGCUUCGACCCGAUUGGUUCAGAGGGAAGACAGUGCUGGACAUUGGCUGCAGCACCGGUCACCUGACCCUGGCCAUCGCACGUCACUUUAGCCCAGCCCACAUCCUGGGUAUUGACGUGGACGGGCGGCUGGUGCACGCCGCUAGGCAGAACAUUCGCCACUUCCUGUCCGAACAACUCACACAGGACACCAGGGGUAGGGAGGAGGGAAGGGGGGAGAGGGGGAGAGGGGGAGAGCGAGAGAGUAAACAGAAAACAGAGACAGCUGAGCAGAGUGGAGGAAGAACACAGAGCGGAACUAAGAUGGCGUCCGGUACGGCUGAGGAGGAGGAGGAGGAGGAGGAGGAGGGCAAGAAGGAGGAGGAGGGCAAGAAGGAGGAGUGUAGCGCUCUAGAGGAGCUGAAGAGAACCCUGUCGUUGCUGUCGCCCUCUAGUGGCCCCCGGGGUGCAGGUCGCCCCCUCCCUCCGUUCCCCAUCUCCUUCAGGGUGUGUCGGGGUCCCAUCGCUGCUCCCCCCCUCCUCCCCCCCUACCCCCUGGCCCAAGGAACACCUGGAACCUUCCCCAACAACGUCUCCUUCAUGACGGGUGAUUACAUGGAGGACAGAGAACCACGUCUGCAUGGUGACGACGUCACAGCAGGAUAUGAUGUCAUCCUGUGUUUGGGCGUGACCAAGUGGGUCCAACUGCACGGUGGCGACGGGUUGGUGGUCAGAAUGUUCCGGCGGAUCUACUCACACCUCCGACCAGGUGGCAUGCUCCUCCUGGAACCACAGACCUGGAGCUCCUACUGCCGAAGCAAGAACAUCACGGAGACGACGUACAGGAACUACUGUGAUAUCAGACUGAGGCCUGAUACCUUCUGCUGUUUCCUGACCUCUACUGUGGGCUUCACCUGUUACAGACUGCUGACUGAUACAGGAUUCCAGAGGCCAAUCUACCUGUUCCACAAAGGCCCCGCCCCCAGGAAGUGACUGGGCCAUGGCCACCUAGCGACACGAUGUGACACGUGAGUGCCGAGGCACCACAGGAAGUGGACCGCUGCCGAGAGCGCAGUCUGGCUCCAUGGAAACAACAGCCCAGCUGGUAUGAUUGGUGGACGCUCGCCACUACCUGAACUCUGAUUGGUGGAACACUCACAGCAUGAUUGGAUCAGAGGAGGUUCUAAUGACUCAUGACUGAUUGAUCAGUCAGCCAGACUAACAGAACUAUUAACAGACUGAACUAGAGACUUCUAAACCACACACACAGUUCACGGCCUGAGGACCCUCCUAUCUCUCUCUCUCCUCAGUAAACUGUCUACUGAGACAAUAUGGCGUCCUGGUUGAGCCCUCUGCAGAGCCAGUUUCACCCUCUCUGAUUCAACCCCACUGAAUGAACAGGGAGCCUGGAGGAGGAAGUAGAAACUCAGCAGAACCACAAGGAGCCAAGCGGGGCCUCAGUGUGUCUUCCAGUUCUUCUCCAGUGUGUGUGUGUACGAGGAAGGCAUGUUAUUAUAUAUAUAUAUGUGUGUGUGUGUGUGUGUGUGUGUG